Messenger RNA from Lolium rigidum, 2390 nucleotides. RefSeq lists its product as uncharacterized. NCBI's taxonomy places the organism in Eukaryota, Viridiplantae, Streptophyta, Magnoliopsida, Poales, Poaceae. The transcript is spliced from 4 exons. Bases 1 to 2217 code for a protein of 738 amino acids. The record is from RefSeq and is a predicted model, not a curated record.
AUGGUGGUGACCGGCGUCGCUGCCGGGGUGGUGACUUCCAAGAUCGGCGACAGAGAGACCUGGGACGGAGGUGGAGGAGUGGAAAGGAGGUGUCUUUGGGUGGUGAAAAGGUUGGGGUGGUCGGAUGCUGCAAUCCCUGCAACGGUAGCGCACGACAUGGAGGUGAACAAGGCAGCGAGCAUCUGGGUCAUACGAGACAUCUCACCUUGCAUCACGACGAGGGCGGCAGAUGUGUCGGCAGAGGCUCUAGCGUGGGAGUCGGGCCAUGCGUUGCUCGUCCUCGGGGCCGUCUUCUUCCGUCGUAGCGGCGCGGCCCUCGCCAUGGGCGCGGCGGUCGCGCGACACAGAUCGCGAUCUGGCGUCCGCUGGCAGGGUGGUGGAAGACGGGGUGGGAGGGUGGGUAGCGUGGUGGAGUUGGGGAAGGGAGGGUGGGAGUUGUCGCCGUCGGCUCGCUCUGAUACCACCGUGUCAGGACCCCUUCUACCUAUAAGGGAGAAGCAGUAUCAUGACUGGAUUGUGCUCUUCAAUGUGCUCCAAGUUGAUGGUGAUGCUACCGAUAUCCUUGCAAGGAGGAAGCUGAGAGGGGAAACGGGAGGUCACGGCUGCAGAUGCCGCCAUUUCCACGUCCAUUACCACCUGCCGCGCAAGCGGGUCUGUACCUUCUCCCUUCUCCGGUGGUUGCCUUGCUUCUCCUUGUUCUCUUGCGUGCUGAUUCCUCUUGUUCUGUUCUUCGUCGUGCUUGCCUUUGUGGUGUCGUUUGUUUGGUUCACCUUGCUCUAUUUCGUUGCCUACCUCUUGAACAAGGAUAGUGAUCAUGGAUCCUUCAAGAACGGCAGCUUUGGCCGUGCCAGUGGCGAUGUCGAUAAUCACCUCUUGAACAAGGAUAGCGACCAGCGGCGACCUUUCAAGAACGGCAGCUUUCGCCGUGCCAGCGGCGAUGUUGUCGAUAAUCAUCUCAGGGAAGACUGUGGGCAACAAGGAAAUCGUGAGGCGAAAGGGAAAGCUGUGAAGCAUGCGGCUGAGCUGCUGGCUGGUGAUCCGGCUACGUCCGUAGCUUGUGCUAAAAAGCUGAAGAUAAAAGAGGUGCAUGUUGAUGGAUUGUCUGAAGUAUCUCCCAACAUAUCAAGGAUUCUUUCCUCUGGUGCUUCCCUCAACUGCGAGGUGCCUACCAGCAAUGGCAAAUUUUUCAAAAAAUUGAGCACCUUUGAGACUGCCACAGAGGUAGAGCCGGAUGACGAUUUGAAGGGAUUUUCUGAGCCGGCUGAUGGUUUUGUGGAUGAACACAACAUCAGGUUGGUCAGCGGGAGCGAAUCAGGUGAUUCAUCUCCAUAUGUAUAUUCCCUUAAUUCAGCUCCAAUUCAUGAUUUGCCUGACAUGAACGAAGUGAUUGAGAUGUCAUCAGACUUUCUUGUUGGAAGCAAUCAAAAUAUGGUUGUACCAUCAAAUACUUCACCUCAUCAUUAUAUUAGUGACACAAAUUCAGAAUAUGGUGAAGAUCUUUUUGAAGAUAGGAAGGAGUUAUCAGAUUGUACUCCAUACGGUAUUAUUGAUUUCAUUGACAAGCAUGAAACAACAGAUCAGGCACUUGACAGUUCUUUUGCAACAGAUCAGGCCUCUUCAGCUGGUUCAGCCCAUGGUAGGAUUCCAGAUGAACAUAGCAAGGAGAGUACCGAAGAAGAAGAUGCAGAGAGUGUGCUAGAAUUCCUUGUUGAUAGUGUAGCGACUCUGGAAGAUUUUGAUGAGCAGCGCGUACCAGAAAUCCCGAUUACUGAGGCAGGCACAGAGCAGAGUGUAGCUGCUUCAAAUGAAAUGCAUGGUUUCAGCAACGAGAAUGAAACAUCAGAGCUGUCACUUUGUUCUGUUUGUGACGAUACAGUCUUUUCAGAUGCUCCGUCUCCUCAUGAUAAUGAUUGUGCAGAUGAUAGGCAGCAAGAGGCUACUGAGAACAACAUAGGUGCGGCAUCCGAUCCAGCGAGUGUAGCAUGUGAUUUCGUCGAAAACCAUCAGACAGCAACACGGGCACUUGAUGAUUCUGCAAAUGGCGGCAGCACCCAAGAGGUGGUCUCACGGGAGAGUUCUGAAGGUGAAGCUGACAAAGUUAAUGAUAACUCUAGUACAGAGGGAACGCCGCGUGGAAGGCCACUCCUCAGGAGGUCCCCAUCACAGUGGUGGAAUUUAUGUGGAGUCGUUGAUGUUUUUGCUGGGUCCGCGGAUUGAAUCAAGGUGAGAAGUAGGGCCCGUUCUGAUGCCAUUGAGGCUUCAUCUGGUCCACUGCAUUUGUUAGGCUUUCUGUUUUCCUGUAACUUUAUAAUUCUUAAUUUUAUAAAGUGGUCUGCUUGUUGAUAAAGUCAAGACAGCUAUGCUUGAAUCAAGCUACCUUUUCUACUUUU